AUGGACUCGGGCUUCUCCUGCUACAUGACAUAUGCCAAAGAGGCAUUUACCGACUACAUCAGUCUAGACAAACCGAUUCCAGUUAGACCAUGCUUUGCCAUCUCCAUCAUCGACGCACCAGACUACCUCGCCCUGAGCGACUGCACCUUCCACACUGGCGGCGAGCAGACUCUCGUUGGCGGCCUGCGCGCCGACGGUGUGCAGCAGGUCAUCAUUGGCCCGCCUCAGCCCAUCACUAGCGCAAGUGCUACGAUAAUAACAACCAGUUUAUUGGCCCCUGCUGCAAUGGGUACUGUGCUGCUACUCUUUGCAGGCCUUGGAUCAACCCCUCCAACCCCUCCGUUUAAAGUGAAAGCUUCGAAGGGGAAGCAUCAAGGAGGCGUUCUGGGGUCUGGGGUUAGGUUUGGUGCAGAUGUUUCUAUGUACUGA
Messenger RNA from Pseudogymnoascus destructans, 429 nucleotides. RefSeq lists its product as uncharacterized. The coding region runs from base 1 to 429 and encodes 142 amino acids. The transcript has 3 exons. The record is from RefSeq and is a predicted model, not a curated record. NCBI's taxonomy places the organism in Eukaryota, Fungi, Ascomycota, Leotiomycetes, Thelebolales, Thelebolaceae.